AUGCCUCCUGCCAUGGACGAACCUGAUGAUGUGCGCCGCUACCAGGCGCCUUACAGCUCUCGCAGACCCGUGCCUACAAUCUCUAGAUAUCGCGAAGAGAAGGCUGCCAGACAGCAAGAGUCAAUGAAAGAUGACUCUGCCGAUGACACUCAUGCAGAACCUGCUGGCCAGACAAUUCAUAAUGAAGCCGACCCUGACGCCUCACGCGAUCUCUCUCGCGAAAAGGUCAACGAAAUGGAAACGGAGGACGGCGAUAAUGGAGCUCCCAAAGAUACCUCUCAAGUUGACCCGGAUUCAACAAAUAUCAAGCAAAGGAGAAAGGACCUCAAGCUCAGAAGAAAAGAGAGAGCGGAGCGAGAGGUGACGGACCCUGUUACUCAUCUUCCUGUCACCAUUCAUGACUUCACAGACGAGGCUCUAAAGGAGGCGGUGUCCAGCCAUGUCGCCUUCAAAUCUGCGAAGCGGUCUGCUACUGGUCUGAAUUCAAAGAACCACUCCACCGAGCACUUGCAUAAUGAGGCAAAGGAUAUGCAAGAGGCUCACGAGAUGAUCAACCGCACGUUUCCCCCACCUGAUUUUGACCUGUUGAAUAAGCAUAUAACGGCCAUCAACAAUCGUGGCCUUACCUUUGGCCUCGUGGGUCUUGCCCUUGUCGUCAUCAUCUCGUUCUUUUUGAGAGCACCCCCUGGCUUACGAUCAAGCGUAUCUGACUCAGAAGCAGACCAUGGCAGCAGCAAGUGGUGGCUUUUUUCCACCCUGCUGAUAGUUGGGUCUGCCGCAGCAGUGAUUGCCGGAGUACGGGAUUAUACAACCAACAAAAUCAACAACAUCUUUCAGGAUGAAGUUUGGGACGCACAUCGUCAACAACUGGCCAAGGACUCUAGCAAGCAUGAAACCGAGACGACGAUAUGGCUCAACUCCCUGCUCGGAGCUGUGUGGCCGCUGAUUAAUCCUGAUCUUUUCAUCAGCUUGUCGGAUACUCUCGAAGAUGUGAUGCAAGCAUCCCUUCCCAAGCUGGUUCGAAUGGUCAGUGUUGAAGAUAUUGGUCAGGGAAGUGAAUCGAUCCGAAUACUAGGCAUUCAAUGGCUUCCGACGGGCGCUGCAAGCAAAUCUGUAACUACAGAUGGUAAGCUGACCUCGAAUCAUGACUCUGAUGAGAACGACGGCAGCAAAACUCCAACCUCUAAGAAGUCUGGUACCAGUGGCUCCAAGCCCAUGUCGAAGGCUGAUGCCAUAGCAGAAGGAAUGGAAGGGGAGGAAGGUGACUUCAUCAACAUGGAAGUAGCUUUUGCAUAUCGAACACGAUCAAGCUCUCGAAGCCUCAAAGACAGAACAAAGGACAUGCAUCUUUACCUGGCAUUUUAUCUUCCCGGAAAUAUCAAGAUCCCCGUUUGGGUCGACCUCCUUGGAAUCAUUGGGACAAUGAGGAUGCGCCUACAAUUAUGUCCUGAUCCACCGUUCUUUUCGCUCUGCACCGUCACUUUCAUGGGCCAACCAAAGGUUGAUGUGCGAUGUGUUCCGCUGAGCCGUCGGGGGCUGAACAUCAUGGAUAUUCCUCUCAUAAGCAACUUUGUUCAAAGCGCCAUUGAUGCCGCAGUGGCAGAGUAUGUGGCACCCAAGAGCCUGACUUUGGACUUGAAAGAUAUGCUUGCAGGUGACGACUUCAAGAAGGACACGGUCGCGACAGGAGUAUUAAUGAUACACAUCAAGCGAGGAUAUGACUUCAAGAUGGGAGACACAGGAAUUCCACUUAUCCGGGAUGCUAGUUCCGAUCCGUACGUCUCGGUUGGAUGGGCCAAGUUUGGCAAAGUUCUUUGGAGCACACGCAUUUUGAAGUCUGAAAUGGAGCCGUGCUGGGAUGAAACAUGUUUUGUUCUUGUCAGCCCAGAGGAGGUAAAUAUUGAAGAGCGGGUCCGUGUUCAGCUAUGGGACUCUGACAGAUUUACCGCGGACGAUGACCUCGGGCGUAUUGAAGUGAGUUUGAAGGAACUGAUGCAUAAUCAAGAGUCAAGGGGCAAGGUUUGGGAACGCACAGACGGAUUUAGAGCCCUGAAAGCUGGCGACAAUAUGCCUGGAAAGCUGGAAUGGAGCGUGGGCUACUUUCCCAAGACUCGGAUUCAACAGUGUCAGUUUGACAAACAAACCUAUGAUCCGAAGAUCCGGUCAAUGGAGCAGCUCAAAGAAAAGGUGGAUGAGACAUGUGAGCGGAAGCUUCGUGAGUUCAUGAUCAAAGAAGGAAUUAAUGUACGUGACGAGGAAGAGUUGGAGCAGCAAAGGAUGCUAGAGAUGAAGACCCAAACGGAUGCCAUGAUGAUUUCGGCGCCACCACCUGACGGGUACCCCAGCGGCCUGCUAAGCAUACAAAUCCACAAUAUUACCGGUCUUGAAAUCGAACGACUAAACAAGCGGCAACCCGAAGAUUAUGAUGAGGCGAGUGACGAAGAGGAAGAGGGCGACGGACUGCCUAGCUCCUACUGCACCGUCAUUAUCAACCACAGCAAGACUUUCAAGACGCGAACAAAGCCACAAAACUCAAAGCCGUUUUUCAAUGCGGGAUGUGAGCGAUUCAUCAGAGACUGGAGAGAUUGCGAAGUAUUCGUUUCCGUCCGAGACGCAAGACUACACGAAGACAAUCCUCUGUUGGGAAUUGUCCAUCUCCCACUCGCCGAGCUUUUCAAGGAUCGCGCUCAAGUAAUGGGAUGGUACCCGUUAAGCGGUGGUGUCGGCCGUGGCCGCAUCCGAUUAUCUCUUGUCUGGCGCAGCGUCAGACUCCAAGCUCCGUCUAACCUGCUGGGCUGGCAAUACGGUACGGUAAACAUACAACCAGUUGCCGUCAGCGAUAAUUGCCCGUCAGAGCUGCAAUCAUGUAAAUUAAAGCUCAAAACGGACAUCAGCAUGGGCAAGAUGCGGCCGACGGGAAACAGCGGUAAAUGGACGUCUAAAAAGGAACAGAGUCUCCAUUUAGCCGUCAAAAAGCGGUACAGCAGCUGCAUGGCUAUUGAGUUCCGAGACAAACGAUUCCUCGGGGACAAAGUAUCUGCGUUUUGCGUGCUCUGGCUGAAGAAUAUUCCCGAUGAAGAGGAGCAGGAUCUCGAGCUCCCCAUCUGGAAAGGAGACUAUGACCGCGCAACAGCGAAUUGUCUAGAUGAAUGUGGCGAGAAAUUGGGUACCUUGAAGAUUAAAGUAACAUUCUGGUCUGGAAUGGGCACUGCUCAUUCUCGCUGGGCGAGCCGCAAUGAGCAUACCCGUGAUGUAGUCGAGGUGAUUGACACGGCCCGCGAUAAUCUUGACAUGGACAGGAUUCAAAGGGAGGCGGGUAUAGUGGAUGAGGAGGCAUCCAGCGACAGCGACAGUUCAUCGGAUGACGAAAAGGAGUCGCUGCCGGAUGGUAGCGCAGAAAACAAACAGGGCUUGGUAGAUCAGCUGAGAGACUAUAAGAGGAGGGACAAGGCGCUUCACAGGCAGCACAGAGGCCUGAUGCAGUGGAAGGUCCCGAGAACAGCGAGAUGGGUGAAACAUAAAAUGGGAAAGGUUGAGGAGAGCGUGUCUGGGUUCUUUGAUCACCAAAACAAACAACCUGGUAUUGAGACGGAAGUAUGA
Molecule: messenger RNA, 3600 nt
Organism: Pochonia chlamydosporia 170
Lineage: Eukaryota; Fungi; Ascomycota; Sordariomycetes; Hypocreales; Clavicipitaceae
Product: C2 domain-containing protein
Exons: 3
Coding region: 1-3600 (1199 amino acids)
Molecular function (GO): lipid binding
Source: RefSeq, a predicted model, not a curated record